CGCUUUCUCCUCCUUCAACCCAGGUCCACCGCCAUCGCCCCGCAGCCCAGAGUGCCCUGCCGCAACGCGACCAGCCCCCACCGAGCCAAAGCAGGCGGCAUGAGGCUUGAUCCGGUGCAUCUAUCCAUGCUGCUCAUCGGGGUCUCAUUCGCCUGCUACUCCCCGAGUCUGAAUUCCCUGCAGGACCAAGCUUACAGGUCCGCCGUGGUGAUCGAGGGCAAGGUGCAGUCCACGCCUGCGGGGAACGCGUCCGUGGAGCCGUACCGUGUGAGUGUCAAAGUGCUGGAGGUCUGGCCCCUGAACAGCGGCGGUCUGGAGCGGGAGCAGCUCGUCACCGUGGGGGACUUCGGAUCCGAGGCUCCGUGCGCCAAAGUGAAAAAGAACCACAAGUACAUCUUUUUCAUGGACCCCACGGACGAGCCCUUGGUUUUCAAGGCAUCGUUCGCGCCCGUUGACACUAGUGGGAAGAACCUGAAGAAGGAUGUUGGGAGGAUCUUGUGUGAGAACUGCGUUGUUGCUCCAAAGUUGAAACCGAUCAAGAAUCCCAUCGUCGUUGGUGAGGGAAGCAAGCUUACGGUGAAGUGUGAGGCCACAGGAAAGCCUGUCCCAACCUACAGGUGGUUUAAAGAUGGCAAUGAGCUGACAAAUAGUCGAAAAGUCAAGAUCAAGUCCAACUUGAAAUCCUCCAAAGUCCAGAUCAACAGAGCGAAACUGGAGGAUUCUGGGAAUUACACGUGUGUGGUUGAGAACACGCUGGGGAAGGACAACUCCACUGGCACCGUCAACGUACAAAGCAUAACCACAACGCUAUCUCCAGGCUCAGGCCAUGCCCGAAAAUGCAAUGACACAGAGAAGGCCUUCUGUGUGAAUGGCGGCGACUGUUACUUCAUCCCGGGUAUAAAUAAGAUAUCCUGCAAGUGUCCAAAUGACUUUACUGGUGAUCGCUGUCAAACCUACGUUAUGGCCAGUUUCUACCAGCAUCUUGGGAUUGAAUUUAUGGAGGCAGAAGAACUCUACCAGAAAAGAGUCCUGACAAUCACGGGUAUUUGUGUGGCUCUGUUGGUGGUGGGCAUCCUGUGUGUGGUUGCCUACUGUAAAACCAAGAAACAAAGAAAGAAGAUGCACAAUCAUAUGCGACAGAACAUGUGUCCCGAACAUCCCAAUCGUAACCUUGCUAACGGACCUAAUCACCCAGGACCCGGCCCAGAGGAAAUCCCUAUGGUGGAUUACAUAUCAAAGAAUGUCCCUGCAACUGAGCGAGUCAUACGGCCCGCGACAGAGCGAUCGUUCCCAGCCAGUCACGCCUCUUCCAGAUCUCACAACUCUUCCACACGAGCCCACUCAUCAACUCAAAGACAUGAGGAACGGACAUGGAGCCUGGAACGCUCUGAAAGUUUCCUCUCUGACUCGCCGGGAAUGAUGUCAUCGUCCGUGGGGACCAGUAAAUGCAGCAGUCCUGCGUGCAUGGAGGCGCGGGCGCGGCGAGCUGCUCACUGUGGUUACUCUGAUCCCCAUCGGCCGGGGCUGCAGUACGGGGACUCGUUCGACUCGCUGGGAGACUCUCCGCACAGCGACAGGUACGUGUCAGCCCUGACAACACCAGCCCGCCUGUCCCCGGUGGAUUUCCAUUACUCGUUGCCCCCCCAGGUGCCUACCUUCCAGAUAACAUCCCCCAAUGCCAGCCACGCCAUGUCGCUUCCUCCUGCUGUCCACAACCCCUAUCCUCCAGAGGAUGACCAGCCGCUGCUGCGCCGCUACCAGGUGCCCCUCCAUGACGCCCAGUGCCAGGAGCCCUACCGGCAGCAGCGCCGCACCUACCUAAAGAACAGCAGGGGCAGCCUGCCCUCCAGCCCCUACCGGCUGGCCGAGGAAGAAGACUACGAGACCACCCAGGAGUACCUCUCCUCUCGGGAGCAACCAAAGACAAGUGGGUCCAGUGAAACUGGUAGCCGGCGCUGGAGGAGAUCCAGACUGAACGGCCACGUGGCCCCGCGUGGAUACGAGGCGUCUCGGGACUAUGGAUCUCGAAGCUGCCUAACAGAAAGCGAGUCAGAGGAGGACGGUGAGAGCACUCCCUUUCUCAGUAUGCAGAACAUGAACGCCGAGCCCUCCACCAUCUACAGGCCGGUGGACAGUCGGACUUCUCACUCAUCAGGGUGGCACAGCGGGCGUGGCAACAUGCAUACAAGACUCACACAGUCGCGCUCCAAACCGGACAGUACGCCCCAUUAAAGAGUGACGACGAACCAACGAAAAUCAAUAUAGCAUAGACCUGCAUCUAUAAGAAAUAUUUUUAUUUUAUAUAACUGACAGAUAUUCUAAAUAAAUGAAAUAUUUAUUUUCAUUUUAGCAAAAGUUGUCUACUAGUUAACAGCAAAGAAUUUUUUAUAGGGAAAACUCUAUUUAUAUGUACAUUUUGAUUUACAGCAUAAAAAAAGAUGUGCCAGUUUUUCACAACGUAAAAAAAAAAAAAAAAUAUAGAGUAAUAUUGUGGUGCCUUUUGCUGUUUGCCGAUGCCAGAGGGCCAGUGGAGGUUUUUGUAGCCUUUCUUAUAUGGACGCCUCAUUUUUUAUACACAUUUAUGUUCUUUUGUUCUGUCUGAUUUUAAUUUUAUUUUUUUUCCUAUCUCACUUUCUUUCCAAAAAAAAAGGCAUUCUUUGAGAAGUCUGUCCCCACUGGAGCAUAACCCCUUCCAUGUCACGCAAUAUAAACCACUUCAACAUAAAGUGUGUGUUUACAUUAAUAUGAUUCGUCCUGUAGGGUUUGGUGGUUCGGGGAUGGAACAGAACGCCCGAUAUGUAGAAUAUUUCUGAUGUAUGUGCCCUGAGAGACGGAGAAAGAAGAUGGUGAUGUUUGGGUUGAGUGCGGGUACAAAUGAAUCUGUGUGAGUGUAAUGUCGCUUGCAUGCUUUUGUGAAUGUUAGGAGAAUAUUAUGUCGUGAGAUUAAACGUGUGGAUCUCAGGAGAGCUGCCACUGACCCCUUUCCCUCUUCCCCUCUCCCUCCCCUUGUGCAGGUGGACAGGUAAGGCCGGGUUGUACUAUGCAGGUCAUUGCUUAAUGACGUGUUUACAACUAUCUGGCCCCAAGUCUUCCCCUAUUCUGUCCUUUUGGAAACAUCCUCGAACGAGGCCAACAAACGCUUAGCUGACGGGCACACAUGGGGCAUACCGACAUAGGAGACCAAAACAAAAGAUAUCAUCUGUUUUCACUCAAAACGACUUCUCCUCCCACAUCUCAUUAUCAUUCUGUUUCCAUUCUGUUUCUGUGGCUUGUUUUAAAGGCCACACAGUGUCUCAGGAUUUCCACAUAACCCCGCCCCACCCCACACACACCCACUUUCACCUCUCCCCACCCCUUUGAGUAAGGCCUACCUAAGACGACGGUUCUCGGAAGUUGAGGACCUGGAGGUAAACACGCAGUCUACCAGACCCACGUAAAGAAAAGGUGGAAGCGGCUCUGUUGAAGGAGAGUAAAGACAAUGUAGGGAAUUAGCUGUGAAAACUACGGAGGAUCAUACAAUGCAAAAAUAUGCAAACUUUACAUUUUGCUGUUUGACUACAUCAUUUUCUAAGAGGUGACUGUAGUGUGUUGUGUGCGCAAAAAAAAACUCUGUAAUGCCUGUAGAGUAGAAUGAGAAAAAUGGGUACCUACCUGAGUUAUUUUUUAAAGCCAUUAUGCAGACAUCUAUCCAUUUCUUUUAUCCAUCCUUUAUUUGCUCACAAAACAACUGUGUCCGUGACACAGGAUUUAAUUAGACCACUUCACGUCACACAUGCAUUCCCAAAUACUGUCUCGUCUAGUGGUACUGUGUACUGCUUUGUCUGUUUGACAGGUUUUAUCAUUUUGAAUUGAAUCUGUAAAUGAUCGUUUUUACCAAGGUGCUCAUAUAUUAAGCAACGUCACCCUCGUUUAAAGUAGAGAUGUGCCAAGAAUCAAACUCACCUUGUCUGGAGACUGUUCAAUCAAAUACUCAAACUGACUUUGCAAAACCAAAGGAGGCGACACCUGGAGAUGAGUGGGGUCAACAGAGUGUUGGUCUGUUUUGUUAAACAUUUCAGCUCUUUUCAGGUUUAUUCUUUUUUCAGGCUAAAUAGCAUUUGCAGGAAAUCCUGUGAUCUGUCUUGUUGGUAUGUCCUGUGCUAUAUGUUUUUUUAUGGCACGAGGUGAUGUGCGUGGUGAAGGUUUCGCCUUAAAUAUGCUCCUUACCUUGGCACAUAGACCAUCUGUAACCAGAAACCAGCUUUUACAAGUCAGGUGAUGCUAUGACUGACUUAUUUGAUCCAUUCAUAAAACGCAUGGAGGGAAUAAAAUAGUUCUACCUUUUUUUCAUAAAAGAGUUUGAACAGGAAGCCUAAGGAAGUAUGUAGAUGUAAGAAAUUAUACAAACUGAAACUAUUUUUCAUUGUUGAUUUGUUUUUUUCAUGCUGCAAAACUAAAUAGCAAGUAUUAUCUAGAUGCUGGGGAUUUUUCUCCCUCAUCACCAACUUGUACUUUUGCACUUUACAUAGUUUCUUACCCUUUUUAUUAGUUAUAGGAGAGAGCAGUCAGGAAGAGGACAUCAGUUAGGGACUCUAUUAGAAUAUUUAUUAUUUAAAGACAAAUCUUGCGAAUUUUGGGGUAUUACUCGACAUCUUUUCACACUCGAACAUGAAAGCUUCUAUAGGUUUUCUUAUUCACGGUGAGCAGCAUGUGCUUUAUAUGCCCUCCUUCCAAAACAUCCAAAGGUUACCCAGUCCUCUCUCAGCAGUGUGUCCCAGCUGUAGACAAGAAUAAGAGAACUCCAUCCCAUUUGCGUCCAGACCGUAAUGGCUGUAAUGUAAUUUUUUUAACUUCUACAUGGAUUUAAAAAGGAACCUAAACAAAUAUAAAUAAAAUGUGAGGAUGUAUUUUAGCUCGUAGGAUAAAGAUCUAAAAUUGUGACUUGUGAAGAAAGUUAAUUUGUAAUCUUGAACAUCAAGAUUACAAAUCUUGAUGUAAUCUUGAUGGGAUGCUUUUUUUUACACACUUGUUGCUUUCCCAAAAUGCCCUUUGCCUUUUAGAAUGGUUGUUACAAAUAUACACACUUCUCCAAUUGCAUAAAUAGCUACUUUGCUUAGUGAGGAGCUGACAAAACAAUGUUUUGCUACAUUAGCAAAGAAGCUAAAUGACUUGGAGUUGAUUCCUGUAGAUACCAGACGGCCGAACACGUUACAGAAAAUAUUCUCUGGAUUCCAGAAUCUUUAGGUAAUGGUUCACAUUGUCUUGGGAAUACACACAGAGACUGGUGUUUACAUCUACUAAUGCUAAGAGCGCUGAUCACGCUAAGUCCUAACUGAAGAUGCUAAGUCCAGCUUUAAAAGGUAACGCCAUCUCAAUAGGAUAUUGACUCUAUAUAUGACGAAGACAGAUAAAGGAAAAAAUCUAAUCAGAAAAUCUCUUAUCGGUGCAUCUCUACUUUAAAGGGACAUUGUAAGAAAUUAAGCCAAUGAUCACAUAUCACAGCUGGUCCUUUUUUUCUUUUCAAGAAAAACUGAAUUCUCAAUUGUCCCGCGAACAUUGACCCACAACUGUCAAAAAAAAAUUAUCUGCAAUUUGGAAAAUGCACAGAGGUAUAGUUAUAGACAGCGAUUUCUGGUCACACCUCCAUCACAGCUUCCAGAUAUUUCAUUGGGUUUCUCACCUCUGGGUCGAGUUUUGUAUGUCUGAAUGAGAUGAGAGACGACUCCACACCUCUAGUUUAAAUGUGACACCCUCUUCACUUUACCAAUCCUCUCACACAGUUGAAACGGUACCAGGCAUGUCCUGUCAGCCUCUUUAUUUUUUUUAUUUUAUGAUCCCCCACCCAUCCACACCCACACACGUGCACACACGAACACACACCUGACCCCGCCCCUCGCUUGAAAUGUUUGAACACCUCUCCUCUGCAUGUCUUUGUGAUCAAGGUUAGAUGGGUGCAUGGAUACUGAAAAAAAUAAAUAAAUAAGGAAGAAAAAUAAAGCAGCAGACAAUUAUUUUCGAGUCAGUGAAGGUGUAUUUCAUUUAACAUUCAGCAAUAAAAAGGAAUCCUUACCCCCUCACUCCCCACAUGUCAUUUCUGAAUUAUGCUAGAAAAAAAAUACGUUAAAAAUGCGAGACUGUCAUAGAUUGUAAAAUAAAGUGAAAAAUGAAUCCACCUGUUCAUAUGAAAAAUAAAUCUUUAUUCAUAUCA
Molecule: messenger RNA, 6187 nt
Organism: Poecilia reticulata (guppy)
Lineage: Eukaryota; Metazoa; Chordata; Actinopteri; Cyprinodontiformes; Poeciliidae
Gene: nrg2a
Product: neuregulin 2a
Biological process (GO): nervous system development; intracellular signal transduction; animal organ development
Molecular function (GO): signaling receptor binding
Source: RefSeq, a predicted model, not a curated record